Apodemus sylvaticus (European woodmouse) is the source of this 977-nucleotide messenger RNA. It is a transcript of the gene Wdr38, whose product is annotated as WD repeat domain 38. The coding region runs from base 10 to 909 and encodes 299 amino acids. Gene Ontology annotation, molecular function: protein binding. The transcript has 9 exons. NCBI's taxonomy places the organism in Eukaryota, Metazoa, Chordata, Mammalia, Rodentia, Muridae. The record is from RefSeq and is a predicted model, not a curated record.
CGGGCGCACAUGAACAUCAAGGCCCCAACAAAAUUGGCCGUGGGCAGAGUGAGGUUCUAUGGUCAACACCACGGGGAGGUCAACUGCUCUGCCUUCUCCCCUGACGGCCGGACCCUGCUCACAGCCUCAGAUGACGGUUGUGUGUACGUAUGGGGGACGAAGAGCGGGCGACUGCUGUGGAGACUGGCAGGCCACAGAGGCCCAGUGAAGUCUGGCAGUUUCUCUCCCGAUGGCCGCCUCAUUGCCAGCUCUUCCUGUGACCGCACCAUCCGCCUGUGGGAUGUGGCGCGAUCCAAGUGUCUCCAUGUGCUGAGAGGUCACCAGAGGAGUGUGGAAACGGUCAGCUUCAGCCCUGACUCAAAGCAGCUGGCGUCGGGUGGCUGGGACAAGAGAGUGCUUCUCUGGGACGUGCAGUCCGGCCGCAAUGUGCGCCUCUUGGCUGGGCACUGUGAUUCCGUCCAGAGCAGUGACUUCUCUCCAACCUCCGAUUCUCUGGCCACUGGUUCCUGGGAUUCAACUGUGCACAUCUGGGACUUGCGGGCGUCAGCCCCAGUUGUGUCCUACCGUAAUUUGGAGGGCCACACGGGCAACAUCAGCAGCUUGUGCUACUCAGCAUCUGGCCUCUUGGCAUCUGGCUCCUGGGACAAGACCAUCCGCAUCUGGAAGCCUCCAGCCAACAGCCCGCUCCUCCAGCUCAGGGGCCACGCCACCUGGGUGAACAGCCUAGCCUUUUCUCCCGACGAGCAGAAGCUGGCCAGUGCUGGUUACUCUCGUACAGUCAAAGUCUGGGACUGCCUCACAGGGAAAUGCCUCGAGACCCUAAAGGGCAUGCUGGACGUGGCCCAUGCCUGCAUUUUCACCCCAGAUGGCAAACUCUUAGUGUCGGGGGCUGCAGAUGUGACAACAUGACAAGCCUGCUCAAAGCCCAGAACCUCUUCCAGGUCGCUUCCCCACAGGCCUAAGGUAACCAACCAAGA